Molecule: messenger RNA, 2548 nt
Organism: Oryzias latipes (Japanese medaka)
Lineage: Eukaryota; Metazoa; Chordata; Actinopteri; Beloniformes; Adrianichthyidae
Gene: orla-uba
Product: major histocompatibility complex class I-related gene protein-like
Biological process (GO): immune response
Cellular component (GO): external side of plasma membrane
Source: RefSeq, a predicted model, not a curated record
GAGUUCCGGUCUAGGUCUCGUCAGGAGAAGUUCCAUAAUACAGUCUGGUUUUCCAUGAAGAAGCAGGAAAUACGAACAAUGUAACCGCACAACAGUGAUUACCCUUCUUUUUCUGAUUUUUAGUGGAAUACACAGAGCAGUGGCAGAACCCAAGGAACAGAUUCUAAACAGGAAAGUGUCAGACUGAGAUCAUCAGAAGAUCCAGAAUGAAGAUCCAGAUGUUUCUGUGUUUUCUGGGACUGAGUUUCCACAGCGCUGCUGCAGUGACUCAUUCUCUGAAGUAUUUCUACACCGCUUCCUCUCAAGUCCCGACCCUCCCAGAGUUCGUGGCUGUUGGUUUGGUUGAUGAUGCUCAGAUUGAUUACUAUGACAGCGACAUCAGAAUGGUGGUUCCUAAACAGGACUGGAUGAAGGAGGCCAUGGAUGGACAGUACUGGAAGACAGAAACUGAAAACCGGCUGGGUGACCAGCAUACCUUCAAAGCCAGAAUUGAAAUAUUAAAGCAGAGCUUCAACCAAACUGGAGGUGCUCAUGUGGUUCAGAACAUGUACGGAUGUGAGUGGGAUGAUGAGACUGGAGAGGUCAAAGGUUAUGAUCAAUACGGUUAUGAUGGAGAAGACUUCAUUGCUCUUGACCUGAAGUCAGAAUCAUGGAUUGCUGCAAAACAGCAGGCUGUCAUCACCAAAGACGAGUGGGACGAUAACAAAGCUUUCACAGUAGGACGGAAGAACUACCUAACCCAGAUUUGUCCUGAAUGGCUGGAGAAAUACGUCAAUUAUGGAAGCAGCUCUUUGAUGAGAAAAGUUCCUCCAUCAGUGUCUCUCCUCCAGAAGUCGUCCUCCUCUGCAGUCAGCUGUCAUGCUACAGGUUUCUAUCCUGACAGAGCUGAACUGCUGUGGAGGAGAGAUGGAGAGGAGAUCCAUGAAGGAGUGGAGAAAGGACAGAUCCUCCCCAACAAUGAUGGAACUUUCCAGAUGAGCGUUGAUCUCCAACCUCCAUCAGGAGAAGACAUGCAGAGAUAUGAAUGUGUGUUUCAGCUCUCUGGAGUCAAAGAAGACGUCAUCACUAAACUGGAGAAAGCAAAGAUCAGAACCAAUGAAGGUUCUUCCAGUCAGAUGUUGAUCAUCAUUGGUGUCCUUGUUGCUGUUAUCGCUGUCGUUCUCUCUGUGUCUGCAUUCAUUUUUUACAAGAAGAUGAACUUUUUCAAUUUGGUCAAGCCUCCACCAUCUCCUGUAGACAACAAGGAGAUCCAGCAGCAGAUGCUGCAACCAGAAAAUCCAUCAGCCUGAGAGAUGAACUCUCCUCUGAACAGUUUGGGAAAUAAAUCUGCAAAAUAUUAAGGAGCAAAGAAAAAGCCCUUUUUCCCUGUGAAGUGCAAUUUUCUUAUGAUGAUUAAAAAAAAAAAAACAUCUUCUUAAUACAAAUUAAUAAGAUUUACCAUAUCUAAGAGACUCAGUUAUGCUUUGCUAUUUUAAAUCUUUGAGAAAAUUCCAGCUUGCAAACAGACACAUUUGGUCUUUAAAAGCAUAAAAACAUAUAAAACAGAUACAUUGGACUUGGUUUUACUAAAAUGCUUAUGCUUUUUCAUAUCCUUUUUUUAUCUGUAGAAACUAAAGUUGUGUGUUCUGUGAUGGCAACUUGUUUCUGCUCAUUUAAAUGUUGUUUCAGUUCUAAAUAUUAUCUGUCUUUAUUGAUUAUGUUUGUAUAUUUUGAAGCUUAUAGACAUAUAGAUGCAACACAUCGCUUGACUUGUAAAGCUCUCGGGUUAUUAAAGAAUAUAAAUGAAAGUUAAGCUUAAGUUUUAUGGGUUUCUGUUCUUGUCUUGUGUUUUUUCUUGUAUUGACUUGUGUGUUUUUGAUGGAUUUAAAAGAUUUUCUUUUGUAGACUUCGUAAUGGUUGCCGCCACAAAUCAGUUUCAACCACGACCUGAAACUUGCAAACUUGUGUAUGUAUUUAACAGGUUUUAUUUUCAUGGACUUUGUGGUCAUGUGUUGUAUUUAUCGUCACCCCCCUGGAUGAACGGAACCCACUGUAAGGUGACAGGAGCGUGGAGGAGCAAGCAACUGCAUAUGUGGAUUACUUUUCUCUGCUACUUUAGGAUUUCCCCACUGAUCAUUUUUUUGGUGGAGUGCUUUUUUCCCCAGAGAGCUCGGAUUUACCAAUACGAGGAUUAGCAGCAGCCUCGUGAAUGGGGGGGAUCCCAUUCCAGCGAGUGAGACGGAACGGCUUCGCACCAAACAAUUGAGAUUGUCUGACAUUAUCUUUUCUUCCAGAGCAUUUUCCUUUUUUUUUUUUGACAAGACUGCAGAACUUGGGUUUGAACUGUGGGUUUUGUAUAUGUUAUGGACUUUGAGUACCGGCAUAUCAGGUCGUUUGUAUUUUGAGUGUUGGGUGUGGUGUUUAAUCGAUGUAAAGCACAUUGGUAAAUACAGAGAAUACACAUUAUGCUUUUUCGUUGUGCAGACGUUCACAUGUAUAGCCAUUUAUUGCUGCUUGGAGUUUGAAUGUUGAUUACUGCACCAAUAUAGGGAGAUGGAGAGAGCAUUUA